CGGUAAGAAAUAGUAAUUAGACAGGUUAGGUUUAUUAGGGGCUCAAGAACCUGAGCUGGUGCAGGCAGCGGCGCGGGAAGAUGAGCAAGAGGCAAGGUCCGCCGAAGCACCAAAACCAGUACGCAUGGAAGCCCAACGCCGGCCACAAAAUCAACGAAACGGAAGUUGGAGGGAAGCUCAGACCAUUAUCGGAGAUCACUGGGGUGUGCACUCGCUGUAAAGAUCAGAUAGAUUGGAAACGCCGUUACGGGAAAUACAAGCCGCUUUCUGAGCCUGCCAAAUGUCAACGAUGCUCGAAACGUGCAGUCCGUCAAGCUUACCAUAAUUUAUGUUCUGCUUGUGCGAAGGAGCAAAAUGUUUGCGCAAAGUGUUGUUGCCGCGUCAACCAGAUAAUCGGAAGAGACUCUGCUGAAGUUGAAGCUGAGCAAAAGAUGCUUGAGGAGGCUAUUAAGAAUGCUAGAGAAAGGGAUCGAAGGACUCUCCUACGUGCUAUGAACAAAGGUAAAAUAAAGAGUUCAGAAAAAAAUGUAACAAAUGAAGGGAACAAGGUCGGGGAUUUGUUUCCCUCUGCAUCACUUGAAGAAUAUGCAGCGAAAAGCAGAGGACUUAAUCGUGAUCUUAAUGGUCAUAAUGAUCUUGAUCAUAGUGGUGAAGAAGAAGAAGAGGAAGAUGAUGAUGAUGGUGAGACCGGUGAAGCUCAAGAUGUUGAUAAAAUUAAAGAUGAAGAUGAGUGCAAAGGUGAAGAUGGGUAGAUGCUUCGCAAAUUCCCCAUGAACUGAUUUAGUCUGUGGGAUGUCUACUAGUGGAGACAUGGAAACAUGAAUUAUUUGCUUCAGUUUUUGUUGAUGUGCAAAUGAUUAUACCUACCUGGAGACAUUCAUUGACUUUAUCCCUUAUUUCAGGCUUUUUCGCUUUUCCAAUUGAAGCUAAAAGUAAUUUAGUGAAUCUUCAUGCGAAGAUAUUGCCCUC
Molecule: messenger RNA, 969 nt
Organism: Manihot esculenta (cassava)
Lineage: Eukaryota; Viridiplantae; Streptophyta; Magnoliopsida; Malpighiales; Euphorbiaceae
Exons: 7
Coding region: 81-752 (223 amino acids)
Source: RefSeq, a predicted model, not a curated record